Molecule: messenger RNA, 594 nt
Organism: Acanthamoeba castellanii str. Neff
Lineage: Eukaryota; Discosea; Longamoebia; Acanthamoebidae
Product: AAA family ATPase
Exons: 4
Coding region: 1-594 (197 amino acids)
Molecular function (GO): ATP binding; ATP hydrolysis activity
Source: RefSeq, a predicted model, not a curated record
AUGGUGGUUCUCACGGCCCUCUCAUUAGGCUACGAGAUCGGUCGGGCGAUCAAGUACGUGGGCGGAAGCAUCAAGAACGUGGACGCCCUGUUCAAGGAGGCCAAGAAGAUGGACGCCAUCCUCGUGUUCGAUCAGGCCUCCGUCCUGUUCUCCUCAUCACUCCCCUCAUCCCAACACACACUGAACGAGCGGAAUGCGGUCCUCUACCAAAUCAACAAAUUCCCUGGUGUGGUGGUGCUCAUCUGCGACAAGAUCGAGGACUUGGACUAUUCGCUGUUUAGGCGCAUCAACUUCGUGCUGGAGUUCGGGCUGCCCGAAGAAGAGACCCGCGAGCGCCUGUGGCGCCGACUCAUUCCCGACCAGGUGCCGCUCGGUGACGACGUCGACUUGACCCUCCUCGCCCAUCGGUUCCACUUCACCGGCGGCAACAUCAUGAACGCGAUUGUGCGCGCGGCGGAGCGGGCGAGUCUGCGGCAGGGAGAUGGGGAGGAACCGCGGCGCAUCGGCAUGGCCGACCUGCUCCUCGCCGCCGAGGAGGAGGCGCGCCACCUGGCCAAGGUCGCCCUCCCCUUCUACAAGACCCUCUACAUGUAG